CAGCACGUCGAGCCGUUAACGGUCGUCACGUCGUACGUCAGCUGGGUGAGUGUUUUGAAAGGAGAUGACUGGUUAGCUGGCCAGCAAGUGGGAUUAUACUGCAGCGGAAACCGUAGCCAGCUAGAUAAUGAACGGUGAAAGAUCCAGACCGGGCUACCCCCUGUCCGGGUGAUGGCAGCUCGUCUGCCGUCAUAUGACAGCAACUCCAGUGAUACAGAAAACUGGGAACGAAAAACAGCGAGCCGACCGCGCAAACUCUGCAGGCAUUCAAGCAGCAGCCAAGCCCGUACGUCUCAAGUGAAGGAAGAACAUAGGAAGAUGAGCUUACAUGGUGCCAGCGGGGGCUGUGACCGCUCACGUGACCGCCGCCGCUCCAGCGAUCGCUCCAGGGACUCCUCGCAUGAGAGAGAAGGCCAGCUUACCCCUUGCAUUCGCAACGUCACAUCACCCACCCGCCAGCACAACAGUGAUCGUGAUCGAGAUGGCGGCUCGUCAUCGAGGCCCAGUAGUCCGCGGCCUCAGAGAGUCUCACCCAGCGGUUCCAGCAGCAGUGGGGUGGUGAGCAGUCGCAACAGUAGCUUGUCCAGCACCGAGGGCACUUUCAAAAGCUUGGCAGCUGGAGAAAUGGUUUUUGUCUAUGAGAAUCCUAAGGAAGGGGGAGCCGGUGGCACAGUUGGAAACCGAAACAUUCGGACCUCAGAGAGAGUCACUCUGAUUGUUGACAACACACGCUUUGUAGUGGAUCCUUCUAUCUUCACUGCACAGCCCAAUACCAUGUUGGGCAGAAUGUUUGGAUCUGGAAGAGAACAUAAUUUCACACGGCCCAACGAGAAAGGGGAGUACGAAGUGGCUGAGGGGAUUAGCUCAACAGUUUUCAGAGCAAUUCUGGAUUACUACAAAUCUGGGAUAAUCCGUUGUCCUGAUGGAAUCUCUAUCCCCGAGUUGCGUGAGGCGUGUGACUAUCUAUGCAUCUCUUUCGACUACAGCACCAUCAAAUGCAGAGACCUCAGUGCCCUGAUGCAUGAGCUGUCCAAUGAUGGAGCUCGGCGUCAAUUUGAGUUUUACCUCGAGGAAAUGGUUCUGCCUCUGAUGGUGGCCAGCGCCCAGAGCGGAGAGAGGGAAUGUCACAUUGUAGUCCUUACCGAUGAUGAUGUGGUUGACUGGGAUGAAGAAUAUCCACCACAAAUGGGGGAAGAGUAUUCACAGAUUAUUUACAGCACAAAACUGUACAGAUUCUUCAAGUAUAUCGAAAACCGAGACGUUGCCAAAUCAGUUUUAAAAGAGCGGGGACUGAAGAAAAUAAGGCUGGGCAUUGAAGGUUACCCUACGUAUAAAGAGAAAGUCAAGAAAAGACCAGGAGGUCGUCCAGAGGUCAUUUACAACUACGUCCAGAGGCCCUUCAUCCGCAUGUCCUGGGAAAAGGAGGAGGGUAAAAGCCGCCAUGUUGAUUUCCAGUGCGUUAAGUCCAAGUCGAUCACCAACCUAGCAGCAGCAGCAGCUGACAUCCCCCAAGAUCAGCUGGUGGUGAUGCACCCUGGCCCCCAAGUGGAUGAACUGGAUAUCCUGCCUAAUCACCCACCUAGUGGGAACCACUACAGCAACAACUACAGCAAUGAGCCUGAUCCUGAUGCACCUUCACCUGCUGUCUGAGGACACGUUGGUCUUCUUUCAAUGCCUCUGCCCCUCUCCUACUCUUCUAGUCCUACUCCCAGCAUGCUGCAGCAUGGAGCGCUAGGGGCACCAUAACCAUAUUGCCUUGACACCUCCUUUGCAGCCUUAGAGCCUCAAGAACCUGGAUGACUGUAGGAAAAAAAACACGAGGAACAUAAGACUGGUGAAAAGAACAUUUCACUAUUGUUUUCAUUUUGGGGUUUUUGUUUUGUUUUGUUUUUUACUUGACCAAAGGAAGGAAUCUAUUUUUGUUUGGGGG
Messenger RNA from Haplochromis burtoni (Burton's mouthbrooder), 1930 nucleotides. RefSeq names its product BTB (POZ) domain containing 10b (gene btbd10b). The record is from RefSeq and is a predicted model, not a curated record. Gene Ontology annotation, molecular function: protein binding. Bases 172 to 1650 code for a protein of 492 amino acids. Gene Ontology annotation, cellular component: cytoplasm. Lineage: Eukaryota; Metazoa; Chordata; Actinopteri; Cichliformes; Cichlidae. The transcript is spliced from 9 exons. Gene Ontology annotation, biological process: positive regulation of phosphorylation.